AUGGCCGAAGCUGACGAGAUCAAACCUCAACCUAUGGAAUUGAAAAGUAUCGAAAAAGGUAUGAUAGUUGAUUUAACUGGAGAAACGGAGGAUGAAGAGAUGGAUAUUGAAAUGACUGAGAAAAAAUUGAAUUCUCCUAUUACGCUCAAUAAAAUUCCUCGAAAAGAAUCUAUUUCAAAUCAUUUGAGUAGUAUCCCGAGUCAUUCGGAAUCGGGAGUUAGAACGAAUCAGAGUGAGACUGAGAUGAUAGGGAGAGAAGAGAAUACACCUUUGGGGAAAAGUAGGAAAUUACCUCUUACACCUACUUCUGGUUCGGAUGAAGGGAGGGUGAAAAGGAUCAAGACGGAAGGGACGGGGAUGGGGAUAGGGAUGGAAGUGAAAAGAGGGGAAUGGACAGAUACGGAAGAUAGAGCUUUGUGGCAAGCUCAGCUACAACAUGGCGAAUGGAAGAAUCCCAAUGAAGUUGUGGAACGAGUCACUUGGGCAGGUGAAGGGAGGUCUGUUCAAGAAUGUAAACAACGUUGGGCCGUUUUGAAGGCUGCUUCGGGAUUAUGA
This is a messenger RNA of Tremella mesenterica DSM 1558, 555 nucleotides long. RefSeq lists its product as uncharacterized. NCBI's taxonomy places the organism in Eukaryota, Fungi, Basidiomycota, Tremellomycetes, Tremellales, Tremellaceae. The coding region runs from base 1 to 555 and encodes 184 amino acids. The record is from RefSeq and is a predicted model, not a curated record. The transcript is spliced from 3 exons.